Messenger RNA from Emys orbicularis (European pond turtle), 1692 nucleotides. RefSeq names its product FA complementation group E (gene FANCE). Gene Ontology annotation, cellular component: Fanconi anaemia nuclear complex. Gene Ontology annotation, biological process: interstrand cross-link repair. The record is from RefSeq and is a predicted model, not a curated record. The transcript is spliced from 11 exons. Bases 1 to 1692 code for a protein of 563 amino acids. NCBI's taxonomy places the organism in Eukaryota, Metazoa, Chordata, Testudines, Emydidae.
AUGGUCAGUGCUAUAACGGAGGCUAAUAGGAGCCACAGGGCCGAUGAGAUGGAAGCUCCCCCAGCUCCCUGGCUGCAGAGGUUUGACAAGCCUUCCCGUCUCCUCCUCCACACGCUGACGUCCGGGCCGUGCGGGGCACUGGCUGCCUUCCGAGCCCUCCAGCGCAUCCGGGCCUGCGACGCGCCAGGGCAGGCGUUCCAUUGGCAGAUCUUCACCGAGACCUUGUGUGCCGAAGAGCCCGUGCUGCGGGGGCCCGAGAGGACCCUCACCCUGAGACCGAUACUGCUGCUGCUUCCCGUGCUGUGCCAGAGAAAUCUCUUCUCCCUGCUGCACAUGGUGCAGGGCAGUGUGCCGAAGGACUGCCUCAGCCAGCUGCUUCAGGCUACCAGGAAAGAUCCCAGCCCAGACCUCUGGGUGCAGGCCCUGCGGGAUCUACUUGAGAAGGGGCUGAGAGAAGAGAGGAGCUGUUGGACUCCACUUCCGCUGACAGACACGUGCCGGCAGCAGCUUAAAACUCUGUGCCAGAAGAUCGUGGGUGGCACUCAGAGCAAACCGGACUUGGAAAGGAAACGGAGUUGGUUCAUCCAGGAGCAUCCAGGCCCUGAACUCUGGCUGGCUGGGGAUGCGACCGACUCUGCAUCUCAGCUUAGGAAACGCAAGCAAGUAGCUGAGGAAAGUCUGGACCCCGAGGGGGAGAGGCAGAGGAAAAGGUCCCGGUUGGAGGAGGAGGAGUUAGACCUGAAACCUCUGGCAGGAUGCACCUUUGUGAAAGAAGCUGGUGCUAGGGAGGAUGAGAUUGGUAUAGAGGCAUCUGGACAUGGGUCCAUUCAGAGCCAAACCAGGGGGGCCAAUGAAAAUGCCCAGCCGGACACCAUCAUGGAGACAGGAGAGGCCAGUCAGGGUUGCCAGCGGGACGCAGCAGCAAAAGUCCCUGAUUUUAUGCAGAUGCAUGUGCCUAGACUUAAGAUGCUGCUAGAGAUGGAGUCAAAUCAAACAGAUGGGACCGCCCCUCCCGAACUGCAGAUCCUGAACGAAUGCACCCCUGGCCAGCUGGAGGGACUGUGCUCAUUACUCCAGCUCUCAGAGCAUCCGGAACGUGUCCUUGUGCAUUUCUGCACCUGGCUGCUGGCUCUCACGCCCGAGCUCAGCUACACUAACGCCGCGGUGCUGACGGAGCAGCUCUUCCUCCAGCGGGUUCUCUCGCUGGCCCAGCCGGCCUCCCGUCAUCUCAUGGCUGCGCUGACCUCGUUCUGCUCCAAGUAUGCUCGCCCAGUCUGCUGUGCCUUGAUCACUCCAGCCCUGCGGGCCUCGGGGGCAGGCCCUGAGCGGACGAAGCUAGUGUGCGAGCUGAUAGAGGACAGCCUGGAACCAGAGUAUGUGAGGCUGGUACUCAGCCAGGUCCUGGAGAUGCCGUGGUCAGAGGAGCUCAUCACUGUUGUGCAGACAUUGCUGGGAAGGCAGGUGGAGCUGCCCCCUGAGCUCUUUAACCUCCUGGUCCUGAAACUGUGCCGGCUGGCCCAGGAGUUUGCUAAGUCAAUGAAUUACACCAAGCUGAUGAUGGCUGUGCUGACCAUAUACAGCAGCAAUAUUACUCCAGCCCAUCGGAGACAUUUGUCUGGUGCUCUGGAUCUCAACCACACAGCUCUCCGGAAAUCUCUGCAGGCUGCCCUGGAACAAAUGGCUCCCAGGUGA